Messenger RNA from Spirometra erinaceieuropaei, 12055 nucleotides. NCBI's taxonomy places the organism in Eukaryota, Metazoa, Platyhelminthes, Cestoda, Diphyllobothriidea, Diphyllobothriidae. The record is from the annotation of a GenBank genome assembly.
AUGCUCGACCGAGCAGCCGUUAGGGGUAAGUUCCUGUGGUAAAUUUGUAGUUUCCUAAUGGGUCGCUCUCAAGUUAUCCACCUAGGUUACCAGCAGUCGGCGGAGGUUGCGGUUGAGAGUGGUGUUCUCCAGGGCUCCGUUCACAGUCCUACCUUGUACAUUAUAUACGUCAACGAGUGCAUCAGUAACCUGGACUGUGAUGUCGCCAUUUUUAAUUAUAAUGUUUUCCGAUGAUAUCAGUCUGUGGAGCCUCGCUCAACAUGAAGCCGACAAAGAGCGCUUCCAGACGAACCUAAACUGACUCGAACAGUGGUCCAAUAACUGGUUUUUGCUGUUCGGUGAGAGUAAUCGCAGCAUUCUGCGAGUCGGAAAAUGACAUACUAAUGAAAAAAAUGAACGUUCAUGAAUGCCUAGGUGUGUGGAUUUCGAUUUCACCUACACCAUCGUUGCAUUGUUCGAAGGUAGCCAUGUCCAGGAUGUCAAUCCUGUACCUCGUAAAGCGGACGUUCUCCACCUUUGAUGAAUAUAGCUUCGGUAAAGUCUUUCGAUUGUUUGUUUGGCCGCAGUUAGAUUUCACCUUUAAAGCCUGAAACUCCUAGGGCGUUAAGGACCUCGGCAUCAAGUGAACAGUUCAAAAGCGUCCAAACAAACUUAUAGUGGGACAGGGUUCACCAUCUUAUGAAACACCAUUAUCUAAUCCCCAUCUCCUUCCUUUGUGUUACGGACAGCUGGCAGGCGACCUGAUACAGACAUUUCGAACUAUGCGCGUUUGGGACCGCUGUCUUGUACCUAGUGACUUUUUUCGAGUUAGUAACCACAGCGGACCUGCGAGGGCAUCUACUGAAAUUGUGCAUGACUGGGUCUCGACUGAACACACGGAAGUUCUUCUUCUACAACAUAGGGAUUGAAGAUCGGGAUGGUGUGCCUGUGAGUAUCAUUAUGUCCACAUCUGUAUAAGCUUUUAAGUAAACUGGACCACCAUCCACGUAAUUGUGCAUGAUAAUGCCAUCCGUCCGACGCCAUCUAGACACCAAACGUAACCGUUUAUUACAGUUUUAAUGUUACUGUGCAUAUUUCAGUAAUAUUUGUUUAUGCAAUUGUGCGUUUAUGGCUACAACUCUCAUUUGCAGAAAGAUUUGCGCUUGAGAGAACUUUAUCUGCAGCACAUUAGUAUUCAAACUGACUGCAGAGAGCAAACAAGCUCCGCGGUGACAAUGGGUAGGUGUGCGCUCAAUCUUGAGCGAAUAAAUACCCGAUCUGCAACGACAGGGAAUGGCAGGUGGCGAGGCACGGAUGAACUUCGGUUCGAUUAAGUGUUUAUGAUCCACCUGGUAGACCACACUGGUGAACCCGCCACGCCAGCUGUGUCUGUACACAGGUUUGUGUUUCCGGUCUCAGCUAGUGGUCAGAGUUAUGAUUGGCUGAGUGAAGGCAAACAAACCCGAAACAGUUAUGUAUCAGUCUACCCUCAGACUCUGUCGGCUCCCUUCUGCUAUUACGGCUUAGCCGACUCCGGUCUGGUAAUCAGUUGUCUGUUCGUGACCCCGGUCAUAGGGCCCUACGACUCAUAAGAAGUUGGCUUGUCUCGGGAAGCCGGUGGAUCAACGUGCGCCCAUUCCUAAGUGAAUAUAUAUAUACAUAUAUGACAAACGUAUUAUACCGUACUCCUGACAUAGGUACUACGGUAUUAUACGUUUGCCACACAUAUGUAAUACUACUUGUGGUGCUACUUGCUUAUAAGAUGGCGAAUUCCGUGAUUAUUCCACAGUAGUUGGUUGUCUUCGACUCAUAUGUUCAUUGAACUUUCGGGUCUGACCAUAAAAACAUAAUGUCUCAGAGACUUAGCUCCAUGUCCUGCACUGAAUAAUUUCUGACAUUAUUCGUCUGAUGUGUAUGUAUUCGUGUGAAGAAGAGGCGAUCGCGGGGACCAUGGGUUUACUGGCCUGAAGUUUCGAAAGCCAACAGGCUUUCAUCGUCAGAGGUAGGCUCUGUACGACGCCUCACAUAAUUUAUGGGUGUUGAGCGCACGGGCGUUCUGUCGUUCGUGCAGGAUGUACUGCGGGGCGGAAGUCAAUCACUUUCAUGCCGGUCGGGGGAAAAGCUCGUAUUGUCUUUGAUAUUUUUUGCCUGGUUGAUGUAUCCUUAUGCGAUUUUUCAUAUAUUUACAUUGAAGUUGCGAAUAUUCCCACGAAACGGUGCAGGCGAUCGCUUAGCGAGCAUACGCGUGCUUUCAAUAAACCAAAGUCGGGCCCAAAGUAAAAGUAAAACAAAGUACAAAGUAAAACGUGUGAGAGAUAAGGGAAAUCGAUUAUGGUUCGUCUUUUCAUACAAGCGGGGCGUUUGAAUAAGAGGGAGGAGGGGGUAAUUGGCAGUGAGAGUUAGGCAGGGCCGUGUCACAAGGAGGUUUCGAAGGGGGGCACGGAGACAUGAAUGCAAGGAAUCAACCCUUGUGAAUGGUAGACGCGGAGAGUGCAAGAGAUUCUUCUGCGCACAUGGACCAACCUCUGUAGCUUGAUGGCAGUCGCUCCUGUUGUUGCUCGUAAGCGCUGACCCAGUCGCUUAGGAUAAUUAGGUAGGGCCUUGCAAAUCACACAGUAGGCUUCGUUGGGGUCCACACGAUGCCAGAAUCGGCCAUUUUUGCGAGGGUGGAGUUGUGUAUGCUACUAAUUUCACCUUUCCUCAGACAUCUCGGCAUGUCUUCUCGUAUUCUUUUGGUAGGCGCCGACUCGUACAACCAAUAUAAACUACUUCACAGGAGCAAGUAAAGGAGUAAUUGCACAUGGAGGUUGUCUGAGCUGGCAGCAUAUCCUUACCUUCCCGCGUAAGAAGGGGUUGGUUGAGAACAGUACCUGUGCUCUUGCUGCUGAAUAUUUUCUUGAGACGGUUUGGUCAAUGCGUCUUUCCAGGAGUUCACUCGUCACGUCCCCUUGAAAGGGGGCUUUUUGCAGCAGAGUUUUCUUUCCGUCGUUGGUGUGAUGAGUUUUUCGGUCAUAGGGUAUGAUUCCUUACAACAAAUCUGUCAGGAUACGCGUUCUCGCUAAACAGCUGUUAGAUUCUUCUAAGUUAUUCGUCAAUUCUAUCCACCGAACAGAUUUUUCUAGCCCUUUGCGUCAGACAACGGACUGGACUACGUUUUCGUUGAGGGGGCACGAAACUUCAGCGUAGGCUUCUUUCCGAUAUGUGCUUCUCUGAAUGCUUCAGUCAGCUCUUCUGCCUAGAAGAACGUCUUGGGAAGGCAGAGAACCUGCCGUUUCCACCUUCAGCGUAAACCUGGUCGACUAGUAUGUUGAGUUACAUCAUCAAAAUGGGUGGUUAUGCUGGUUUAUCUAGUGGCAAUUGCAAACAUAUCGCCUGCGCAGUGAUCGUUGUGCCUUAGCUUGCUGAUUUACCCGUUUUACUGAAAAUUCUCCAGCUUGCUCAUAAAGACAUAGAAAAGGGAAGGACUAGGAGGCGACCCCAUAGCAAUCAAGUUUAUCUGUCUAUAUAUUUAGUUAUCAAAAGGGAACUGCAACUUUUGUGCGCAUUUUAGAAAUAGUUUCCUGAGUGCGUUCGUCGGAAUACGUAUUUUUGGUGGUUAGUUAACAUGAAUUCCAAUACGUACUCGACUGUCUCUGUAACCGGAACAUCUGUGAAGAGUGAUGAGAUAUCAAGUGAAAACACCAUCAUACCAUUUAGGUUUAGGUCUUUAACGUGUCUAAUGAAUUCCAAGGUGUCCCGAUAGCUAUGCGGCGCUAGUCGAUACUGUACAUGUUUCAGUUUCUGUCCUAACCGUUUCACUUGCAACAAGUAGGGAGUUCAACGGUGUGCACCUAAAUUCCCCACAACUAAACUGAACUGAUAUAAAUAAAAACCUGUAAAGUCUAUAUGAGGUCAUCUGCGUGUGAUGCAGACCGAAGGGGUAGACUACGAAUUGCUGGUGCACAUACGACCAUUUCCAGAUGUGCACUUCCACCCAUUUUCUAUCAGUGUCACGACAAUGACGGAUGAUUCCAUCAGUGUCACGGCCCUUUCACUACCGGAUUACUGUUGGAACGUACUCGGACUGUACUUUCGCGUACACAGUCAACUUUCCAGUCUUUGUGUGUACAAAAGCAGGAGAUGAAGGGGCACACGAUUAUAUUGCUCAUACGGAAAUUGUUCUAACGUAGAUCAAGUCAGUGUUCUAGUUGCAUUGAGCUGAAGACGGCGCUCCUCCGACUUCACACCGCCUCGGGUCGCCAGUAUGAUUCCGGCCCCGCUUGUCGGCACUUUGUCCCAGACUAUUCGGCCAUAUGCGAAUUUUCGAUGAAACAACACAGUCCAUACUCCAUCCUAGCGCCACACCUCAACUGCCCGCACCUGUACGCCAGUAAGUAACACAGGAACCUAUUCCACAACACGCGCAUACGCGCCACCACUUCCUUCUGGAGCAAAAGUGCGAUCCUUUUUGUCAGAGUCGAUAUUACGGACGAAGCGUUGUAUGCAAGAACGCGCUCAUCUGACUUGGUAAGAAGAUAUUUUAAUGCAACCCAGUACAUGGGGUGAGGUUCUCGCCACGUGUAGCACGCGCAGACGGGCUGUUUAUCUUUUUCAGCCACCACGUCAACUUCAAUCACCAACUGGGUCACAGUCGAAAGGUGUGCGUAAGAUUAAGAAGAGAGGAAGAGUCCGACAGAAGCGAAUCGAUUCGCACAUUCUCACUUUAAUAAACCUGACACACUUUAAUUCCUUGCGGCCAGCUAUCAGUCUUGCCAGGGAAAAUUUCCAAAUGGCGGGGUGCCUCUUUCUUCUUAGGACUGAGCGUCAGACUGCAAUAUCCUUUAUUUCAUGUCGCCUCUAUGGCAUACCCUUUUGCGUGAGAUCCGGGCCGCUCUUAUCAUAGCGCAAUAAUUUAGAGUGGGGAUCAGGUCGUGUGACACGACUAAGCACGCUUUUUAACUUUGCCAGCCAUAGCACCUUCGACAGUCCACCUCCAUGGUCACCAACGCGACUGCUUACCCAUCGCACAUUCGGUCAACCCAGCGCCUUCUGUUUGGCCCCUGCGUGGCGACAGAUUAACACCAGUCGACGCUGUGCCUCCCACCGAUUGUUUGUAGGCUGCCAAAGCCCAGGUAAAUGCACGUUCCCUGUGCCGAGGAUGAAAAAACCCACGGUUGGCAUACGCAUUGCCUGAGAAAUCUUUGUCACUGUCUUUUCGGUCGCUUGUGCUUUCCUGUGCUUAAUAGAAUCGUCUAAACAAGUAUCUCCACCUGAUUUUAGUUUAUUGAAGUUCUCGUUGCCGACGCACCGAAGUCCACCUCGGUUGGACUUGACUUUGUCCUGAGAUCAGAAAAGGGUGAGGUUAGAGUCCGAUAGGUGCAGAGCAAGUCCGACCCCCUAUAAAUAAAUUCACGUGCUUGUCACCACUGCAGGUCCAACGUAGUAGGGCAACGGUGGACACUCGCCUACAAAGAAGGAACGGUAUUAAACUUACGGAAUGAUGCGCAUUCCAAGAAACGAAAGCUAAAUCCAAAUAAGGUUGUUCAGGAGAGUGACAAAACGUGCUUCCGCACAUUUUCGACAUCGGUCCCUCAGUUCUGCUUCAAGCCAGAACAUUACCGCCGGCUGGCGGGCUAAACCAGAUGGGCCAGUAGCUGUAACCUCUACAUACACCUCACUUGCUUGAAAUGUCCUAGGACACUCUGGCACCGCAUUAGAUUAGUUGACCGUAUGCGAUCCCAUAAUAGUGGAAUCCAUCGCGAUUUUGCCACGACAAACCUAUUUCCUAUACCGAAAAAACUACCACAAGCAACACCAUUAACAAUAAAAAAAAUCAUAAGACAGGCCUUACAAUUGCCGGCAAUCCCGGGCAAAUCAUUCACUCCAACGAGGUGGGUGAUGAAUGACGUUAGUCGUGUUCGGCAUAUUAGACUCAGCCUCUUUCACCUUGAUUGUCAAUCAGGAGGAAACACAGAGAUUCAUGUUAGACUUCAAAUCAACGCAAGAGAACUUGCACGCAGUACAGAUUCCCACACUAGUUAAAGUGAGGAUUUGCCCUAACCACCGACUACAGCAUUCUGAAUGUGUCUUAAAUUCAUUUUGUACCACGGCGUUUAGUGGUUUUUUUUGCGGAAGAAUUUUAUAAUAAAAUAUAAAAACAUAUUCUGCUCUACCUCCUACCCAAAUUUGGUGACAUAUUGGGUCACAUUUUCCUCACUUCAUUGAGUUUCAAGUAAAUGUGAUAAAAUUGCAUGCAUAACUGCAAUCCCUUUUGUAAAAAAAGCAUUAAGAUGUUAAGGGCCCUUGAAUUUCCAAAUAAGCUUUGCACCAACUCAGAAGCUCUGGUCGCGCCGAAAACUUUAGUUGAAUUUGCUUGUUUUGUUGGGCUGUCAAUUUCCCGGAGUUUGAUUCUCUGGCUAAAGGGGCUGGUCUCUGCUUUCGCAGGUAUUCGAGCGCGUUUGCCUUGUUGUCCACCUUGGACACGUAACUUGACUCUAUUCUUUGUUAUUUUUCACUCCAUACAUAGUUUAAGAAUCUUUAAGUGGUAGGUUCGUCACAUCCCUGAUAGCGGACGUCGACGUUCGUUGUUAAACAAGGAACAGCAUACAAUAGUAUGCUGUAAGACACGUUCAGUGAAAUAAGGUUUUAUUUGUGUGGUUGUUCUCAUCACACUUCCCCCUUAUCCUGCACGGAAAGUUCAAAUACUCGGUUGUAUGCGCCAACUGCGUAGAAUUCUUUAGAUAUUGCCGCCGGCACAGCAGGAGAUCAAUUCUGAUAUAUCGCACCUGCCUCCACCUCUUUAACAGCGAAAAAAUCUGACACCGACUCACACUUGUUAUGUCUGGACGCUCGCCGUACAAGUGGGCAACCAUGAAAGCGCAGUGACUCGUCAGAUUAGGACCCUCUUUAGCAGCCACACUGCUACUCCUGAUCUCCCGCAUUUUUAUAAUAUUUUUUGGCCAUGUGAUGAGUAAAGGCGAAUUUCAGAUCCCAGGCGAUCUUUUGCAAGCAGAAAACAUUCUACUUGCGUCCUGGGUUCAAUGCCAAUCACAAUUUCCUCUGAUGGCCUCGUCGUUUACUGCCAGUUGUUUUUGUUUCAUUCACAAACAUCUAUAUAUGUCUUUGUCUAUCCUCACUUCCUCAGGAAGACGCCCGCAGCGCUUACUGAACUUCCUUCGGACUGGGAGGUGAGUAUUCCGUGUGACUGGCGUGUCGGUAACCCUAUGAUGAGAAGUAAAAGGGCUGACUAGACUUGCUCCUUUCAUAGGGAACAGUCUUGAAUAUGAUAUAAGUAUGAUCUGAGGGCUUACACCCUUUGGUAUCUCAGUCAUUAUCACUUUGUCACGCAAUUCUGUUUCCUUUGUAGGGGUGGACCGUUUUCACAUCAGGCCUUUGGUACGUCAUCACAUCUUUGGUGCGAGAGCGACCUUUUCUUAACGGAAUCGCGGAAUGAUUAGUAAUAAAUGCUUAUUGAAUGGAGUUUGCUGUUCUGUUUAUAGUACGUGCUCUACGUGUAAUCAGGCCCUAUAAUUUUAUCCCCUCGUCUCUAUACGUCAACUCUCCAAGCUCGGAAGCGUAGUCCUUUUGACUUUGAAUGGGAAAUUGAAGUAGUUGGUGCCACUGGCUCGUGGAUAUAGGUUAUAUCUCUCUGGGACAAAAAAAACAUGGAAGAGCAAGCGUGUGGCGAACGGGUUUCAGUCGCACGGAUGAUCGCUGAGCGAUGCCACGCCUGAUGGAUUUUAAAUCCAUUUAGAGGAAAUCAUAGACACGAGAAAGCCUAAAAAACAUCUUUUUACCUGUCUUGUUCUCGCCAGUGCUCUCAAACUCGUUACCGAUUAAUUCCUAGUAACGGCACAGAGAAUUCCCGUCGAAUGAGGGUUCCCCAUCAAUCACGGACUUGUUGGCUUCACGCUUUGAGCCAUACACAACAACCGUUGUUCAGCGUUUUGUACUACCUAAAGGUCUGCAAAUUACGCCUAUCACUUUCCCCUGUUAACUAAACCGGCUGCGCCACCUCGAUCAGGGUCCAUAAGAGAUGACGCUGCAGGGGCUUUGCCCGACCAAGUCAUUUGGGACGGCGAACUUUCCCUGCACCAAGUAGUGUCCCCAUUGAGUGGCUAGGCCCCACUCUAGAGACGACCCAUUAGCCUGAAUCACAGUAAUGUUUUCAGGCAACAACUGUUAGCUGUGUGGAUACUGCGAUUUAGGGACACACAGAAACCACGUUUUAUGGUCGUGCAAGACAGUCUCGUACACUCACCUUUUUCUUUAGGACAUACACUUUCAGAACCGGCGGGACGCGUUGAGCGCAAGUCUUGGUCGGCCUCGCGUUUUUUAUAUCAAUUAUUUACAACACGGAGAGUCGACUUAAACAAAGAAGUCGGCCACCUCGAGCCUUUUGCCUCCAUGUAAGCAAAGGAACUUCGCGGUGUGGAGCCCUCGAGUAUAGCCUUGCAUUUCGCAAUGUAUAGUCUCAGACCGACUAUGCGGCCAAGUCCGAAAAAUGUCCCUCGACAUUAAAAAUAUGCAGGACUUUGUUUUGCCCUAUGUUUAUGUUAUGGCAUUCGAGGCCGUACCUGAUGAGAGGGCAGCAUCGACAGCACGGUACUCGUUUAUACGGUGUGCCCGAGUCUCGUCUGUAUGAACGGCCAGCAUACCUCGAUACGGUCGGUUUCAGGCAUACCACCUUCCCUAGAGUAUUCUUGUACACCGACUAGUGUUCCGGCAAAAAUGUCGAAAAACUCCAUCAUUAUUGAAAGUGGUGCUCGUGUUCUAGUAUUUUUGUAAAGUUAGUCGAUGGUCCUUGCGACCUCUGUCACAACGAAAGCUAAUUUGGUUUUUCUUUUUCCUGUUUAGAUCUUGGGCUGUAGAAACUCCCUCGGUCAGACAGAAAUGUUAUGAAGGCGAUGCGGAUUGGGUUGACGCCGUUGUAGUCAUAGUAUACAGAUAAGUAGGGAUUGGCGAAAAGCACGUCAUUGAUUCAAUCUCACGGGGCAGGUUCGGUAUGGCGUGGACACUAGCAUCUUCUAUAGCCACUCAGUAAAAGCAGGGCAAACCUUUUCUAAUCUGGUUUGUAGAUCCUUCUUAUCUUGCGUUCCGUCCAUUCGAAACCGCCUGCUCGGACUGUUGUGCAUCCUAUUGGGAAGGGCAUUCCUGGAAUGCCCGGUUCAGUCAUGCUACCAUAUGGUGGGUUGGGCAGUCUAACUAAGACUUCGAGCAUCGUGACCGUCUAUUCAGGUAGUAGGGACAACCUUCUACGGUUUAAUCUUUAUCGAACAGAAUUACAACUGGUAGGACUUAUGAACUUCGGUUCGAUGAGGUGCUUAUGACCCAUCUGGUAGAUCUCAGUGGCGGACCAACUGCGCCAGGUGCGUCUGUGUGCAUGUUUGUGUUUCUGGUCCCAGCUGCUGGUCAGGGUUAAGAUUGGCUGAAUGAAGGCAAAAGAAGCCCGAAGCAGUACUGUAUGAAUCUACCGCAUUCUCUGUCGCCCCUCCUCCCCACUUAUUUGUAUCUACGGCUGCUGAGGCCAUCCUGAUUUCAGGUGGGAUUUCCUAAUGAUAGCCGCUCUAAUCGGCCCUCAGUCAUCAUAUCAUCUAACAGCCCGGUAUUCUGUAUCUGAUGGUUUGGGCGCCUCGCGUGUAAUCUGCGACCUGUGCGGUGUUGAUUGUUAUCCGCUCUCUUCGGUUGCAAAUGCCGCGGCUUAGGCCACCAAAGGAGACCUCAGUGAUGGCGCUUCUGAAUACUAUUCAUUCUCACACUAGGUAGCGGAGUGCAUCGUGUUCAGGCGAAACAAAACGGCUCGCUGCGUCUUGCCUCAGACGCCUGACUUCUGCUCACUUGACGCCGGUGUGCGUCGUCCUUCCGAAACGGAAUAACAUUCGCUCCUGGUCCGGGGCGCGGCCUCACUCGCGAACGUUUGGUGUGUGUAGUAUGCUUGCUUCCUGUCUUUGUUUCUCACCUCGAGGAGUGGGAGAUUGCCGCGUCUCGCGAUUGUUUGCUUAUGCAAAUCUCCGUGGUGUGUACUGGCUCCCUUGGCACCCGAGCGUCAUGUCGUCAGUCUUGCUAGUCAUUCAAAAAAGGCUUAGGUCCACAGUUAUUGUCGUAUCGACUUCCAUUGAAAAAACACGCCGAGGACGUUGCCGCUGUAUCCAUCUCACUUAAAUGCGACACUUGAUGCCGUCAGAGGGAGUAGGAGGCAGAAUUCCGUUUGCUGUUAGUCAAGUGUCAAAGCAUGUGCCAGAACUGCUGUGGUUAAUUACUCCUUGUUCGGCCUAGACGUGUCUCAACCUGGCGAGCGCUUUGUUUUUCGUCUGGUAAGACGCAAAUGUUAGAUUGUGCCUAUUGCGGUCUGGACUUCAGGUGGUUUCCGUUCAUGUAACCUUGACUGCUCUCGCGCCGACCCGUGCAGUCGAGUUCGCGGUGGACAAGUACCUUAGAUACCGUAAUCCACAGGGGUACAUAUUAUGAACUUUUGGGUAGGGACUUUACUCCCCGUCAGCCUCGACGUCCUGUCUUGCCACCACUUGUUUUGACUCGGGCUUGCGGCUGGUAUUGGAGGCGGAAAAGGGUAAAACACGCUCAGUUCGAAUCCGGUGCUUGGUUACCUCACAGUAAAACAAUGCCCUCUUGAGCUGUCGCGACGCACCAACAAAAAUGUCAUAGAAGGUUGCUUGCUGUUGCAUGCAAUUGUCCGAUCUCGUAACCGGGUUCUUCUAGAUAACCAAUAACUACUAAACAGACAGCCCUACGUAUACCUCUCGGCCUCAAGGCAAAUUCCUUUGAUUAAACGCAUUGUGCCCUUUCAUCCUUGAGAUAUGCCCUUAGGUAGUUCUCCUUUAAUUCUCUAAAUCUUUUGAGUCGACUACAAUCGACUUUCCUGGACGAGGCCUACUGCUUCAGUUGGCGAACGCAUCCAAAUCUGUAGGUAAACAGUCAGUUUCUGGGGAUAAAACCGCAACUGAAACUUCAUACUGAAGAUGUGAUCCGUGGGCCGAAGUCGUAUUCAUCUCUGAAAGUAACACUUGUUGAACAUCUUGAGCUUUCGUGUAUGUUCAACCUGGCUACUCCCCACCUUUGUUUAUUUCACCACUUACAUAGCAGUUGACGUCGGCCAGUCAGCAACCUAACUCCUAUGAUGCGUUAUGCAUGAGCCUUGAAUCCUGGGAUUCGCUGCUCUUAGCUGGCAGUAGCACUUGAGCAAAGGUGUCUGGUUGCAACUAACAGGAUACUGGUUUCACAGUGAAUAGACCUUGCUGUUUGUUUGAAGCUUGCACUAAAUUUGGAUGGUCUCUUUGAUAGCUUCCGAAUGUCCUGUCUAUCCGAGCUGAAUCUGGGCCCUGCCUGCCCUCCGAGCGCCGCAUUCUCCUCUUGUCUACAUCCCGGUGCCCGCUUUGUCGGCAGCCAACUCUCCAAGGGCAAGAAAUACAACGUCGAGGCUGUCAUUCAGGUACGUGGCGGGCCGCCAUAAUCUGUCUCCUUCAGACAACCAACUUGCCUGAAAAGACCUUCUAUGGUCUGCUAACAAUCGAACACCUGGCCGAGGAGGUUCCCAACUCCACCACCUUCUUCGAGGCCGAAAUCAUCAGCCGCAAGUUCCCCUUCAUCACCGGCAAGUGGGAUGCCACUGUGGAAAUUGACAGAAGCCACUGGGUGUGUGAGUGAUUUUUGUACAGCCUGAACGUUGAGCUUUUUUCCUUGCCCUCUUCAGAACGAAUUAAACGUGCCCUCCAAGUUUCCUGACUACUACAAGGACUCCUUUGACUACUCAGCCCUGGAGACCGCUGAUCACGUGUUUAUGCGCUGGAAGGUUAGUUUCUCUGAAUUCCCACGAAGGCACUUUUCUUCCAUCAGGAGAAGUUUCUAGUCCCAGAUUCGACGAACAGCAGCGCCAGUGAACACAUUUCCUUCUCUGGUUUCUACUAUGUUUGUCUUCGGAAGACGAGUGGCGUUCUCACGGGUUACUAUUAUCAGGGUACUUCAGAACGGUACUUCCUUCUCUAAGGUUCCUGCUUAUCUCACCCUUUUUCAUUGCAGAUUUCAGCUACUCGAGCUGAACUACGUGCCUCAGACUACCUUUUCAUCGUUUCAAAUUAUCUGA